AGAAAGGCAAAGACACUCUCCCCCGCUCUACUGUUUAAAGAGCUGGAAAGGAAGUGGGAGCGGCAGGGCUCGCUGGGAGAACUCGAGAGAGAGAGAGAGAGAGAGAUAGAGAGAGAACGAUCAAAAUGAGUACUAUGAAGUUUUGUCCCGCAUGCAACAACAUUCUGUACCCCGAGGAAGACAAGGAGCAGAAGAUCCUCCGUUACUGUUGUCGAAACUGCGACCACAAGGAGGUUGCUGAUAACAAUAUUGUGUAUAGAAUUGAUUUACGUCACUCUGUUGGUGAGGGCAGUCAGGUUUUGCAGGCAGGUGCUGAUCCAACUCUACCUCGAACUAAAUCCGUUCGAUGUGCUCAGUGCAACCAUGGAGAAGCUGUGUUCUUUCAGGCACCUGCUAGAGGAGAGGAAGGAAUGACACUGUUUUUUGUUUGCUGCAACCCUAAUUGUGGCCAUCGUUGGAGAGAUUGAUUGACAUUUGGAUGACAUUGAUCGAAGUUCUUAAAGUCGUUGGACAUGUAAAGUCUUAAUUUGAAGUGGCCAUCAUUGGAGAGAUUAACAUGUAGAUGAGACAUGGGUAGAGGUUCUUAAAGUUGGUGGACAUGUAAAGUUUUAAUUUGAUUACGCUUGAUAGAUGAUGGUCAUAAUAUUUGGUUACACACUAAGGUAGUCAAAGGCUCUAAAUUUUAAAAUGACUA
Molecule: messenger RNA, 694 nt
Organism: Macadamia integrifolia
Lineage: Eukaryota; Viridiplantae; Streptophyta; Magnoliopsida; Proteales; Proteaceae
Product: DNA-directed RNA polymerases II, IV and V subunit 9B-like
Exons: 4
Coding region: 126-467 (113 amino acids)
Biological process (GO): maintenance of transcriptional fidelity during transcription elongation by RNA polymerase II; DNA-templated transcription; transcription initiation at RNA polymerase II promoter
Cellular component (GO): RNA polymerase II, core complex
Molecular function (GO): DNA-directed RNA polymerase activity; zinc ion binding; nucleic acid binding
Source: RefSeq, a predicted model, not a curated record